Acaulospora morrowiae is the source of this 225-nucleotide messenger RNA. NCBI's taxonomy places the organism in Eukaryota, Fungi, Glomeromycota, Glomeromycetes, Diversisporales, Acaulosporaceae. The record is from the annotation of a GenBank genome assembly.
AUGAUCACUUUGUCAAUAAAUGAUGGCAUGCCUAUUUUAGCAGCGGCAUUUACGAAAGCAAACUGCGUGACCGCAAGUAGAGCGCUAAAGAAUCGACAACGUGCAGAAGUGAUGCUCGGCUUAGGUGGUGAAACUUCUAAAGAAUGUUCUAUUUGGUCAUCAGCCGUGGCAUCGGCAUUUAUUUAUGCGGCUGUGAUCGUACAGUCGAUCAAAAAAAACUGGUAG